This is a messenger RNA of Aspergillus mulundensis, 1005 nucleotides long. Its product is annotated as D-isomer specific 2-hydroxyacid dehydrogenase family protein. Gene Ontology annotation, molecular function: NAD binding; oxidoreductase activity, acting on the CH-OH group of donors, NAD or NADP as acceptor. Bases 1 to 1005 code for a protein of 334 amino acids. Lineage: Eukaryota; Fungi; Ascomycota; Eurotiomycetes; Eurotiales; Aspergillaceae. The transcript has 2 exons. The record is from RefSeq and is a predicted model, not a curated record.
AUGCCUCUUCCAACAGCUGAACACCACCACAUCGUCUUCCUUCAGGGGUCGGUACUCCAGAUUCCCCAAUUCGAUCUCCCCGCGCCGUUCACCUAUUCGCAGACCGUCUACCCGUGGACAUCUUCGGCCGAAAUCCCCGAUCGCGUUCGUGACGCCUCCAUAAUAAUCCUAUCCGCAGCCCGAGUUGACGCCGCCGUACUGUCUCCCGAUGUGACCCCGCAUCUCAAGCUUAUUGUCAUGGUGGCUUCCGGUUUCGACUGUAUCGACCUUGAGGCCUGCAGGAAAAGAGGAAUUGUUGUCUGCAACUGCCCUAAUUCCAAUAUCGAGGCUGUAUCCGAGCACGCAAUUGGGAUGUACUUUGCUGCGCGACGAAAACUUCUAGACAUGCAUUUGUCAACAAGGGCAGGAAAGUGGAAAGAAAAGGGAUCGUUGAUGUUUGAGUAUCUGGACAAAGAUGGAACGCCUCCUUUGACUUGCCAGGAUGAAGUCGCCGGUAUCAUUGGAAACGGCAGCGUUGGGAAAAGGAUCGCCGCACUUGCGCGUAAUUUGGGCAUGAAGGUCUUGAUAUCAGACCGCAAGGCGUCUACAACAGCAGAUUCGUUUAGGGUCCCAUUUGACACGGUCAUCAGGCAGAGUACGGUGCUUUUCGUAGCCGUUCCCCUUAUGGAUUCUACCCGGAACUUCAUAUCAACGCCAGAGUUUGAGGCCAUGUCCUCCCAUGCUGUGAUAGUGAACGUUUCUCGGGGUGGUACUGUGGACGAAGAAGCUUUGGUCCACGCACUGCGCGAACGCAGAAUCUCUGGGGCAGCAACCGAUGUAUUCAAUGGCGAGCCUGCGGGUCCUGAUACUUCGCCAUUGCUAGCGGAGGAUGCUAAAGACCUUAAUAUCAUCGCCACCCCUCAUUUGGCUUGGCUAUCCCAGAGAACCUCAGUCAACUAUGGCUCAAAGCUGAAAAUAGCAGUUGAGGCUUGGGCUGCAGGACAGCCUGUCAAUGUCGUGUCAUAA